Messenger RNA from Alligator sinensis (Chinese alligator), 1104 nucleotides. RefSeq names its product TWIST neighbor (gene POLR1F). The coding region runs from base 69 to 1001 and encodes 310 amino acids. Gene Ontology annotation, biological process: DNA-templated transcription initiation. The record is from RefSeq and is a predicted model, not a curated record. Gene Ontology annotation, cellular component: RNA polymerase I complex. The transcript has 4 exons. Lineage: Eukaryota; Metazoa; Chordata; Crocodylia; Alligatoridae.
CGGUGCCCUGGGAGCCUGGCGCGUGACGUCAUUGCCAUGCGCCGGGAUGAGCGGCACGCGGUAGGGCCAUGGCGGCGGCCACGCAGACCCCGGCCCCAGCGUCCGGCCUGGCGGUGCCGUCCUUCGCGGCGGCCUGCGACCUGGUGCCGAGUCGCUACUCGUGCCUGGUGGUGGUGCCACAUCGCAGGCACAUCGCGCUGGCGCCGCGCUUCCUGCGCCGCAAACUCACGGGCAUCCGCGACCAGCUGGACGCCGGGCUGCUGCGCUACUGCGACAGCCUGGGAGGCGUUCCGCUGGCCUACAGCCACGUGAAGAUCGUGGGGGCGCUGGGUGACAUUUACGACGACCAGGGCUCCAUCCACCUUCACAUCGAAGCCGACUUCGUGGUCUUCACGCCCCAGAAAGGGACCAGGCUGGUGGGUGUGAUCAAUAAAAUUGUCCCUAGUCACAUUGGCUGUCUGGUACAUGGAUGUUUCAAUGCUUCCGUCCCUAAACAUGAUUGUGUGUCAGCUGAACAACAGCAAGACCUUGGGUUAAAAAUAGGAGAUACAUUGGAAUUUGAUGUUUCUCGCUUAGAUUCUGAUGCUGCUGGAAUGUUCUUCAUCUGGGGACGUCUGACUAAAGACAGCUUGCAGUCCAAGCGUCCUGAAACUGUAACUGAAGAUACAAACAGAAAUGAGACACCAAAGAAAAAACACAAAAAAAAUGGAACAGUGAAUUUUGAAGGAGACAGUAACUCAGGGGAGGUUGUAGAGGAUGCAGACACUGCUGUGAGAGAAUAUGCAGAAGAGCAAAAUCCUGAUGAUGUGAAUGGAUUAUUUCAUAAAAAAACAAAGAAGAAGAAAAAGCAUAAGCAAGAAAAUCAAGAACCUGUGCUUCCUGGCAGUGACACUAGUGAUUACCAGAGUAACCACAAAAAGGAAAAGAGAAAGAAAAGAAAAUAUUGUGAGGAAAAUCAUGAAUUAUCUCAGUUGGCAAAAGAACCCAAAGCGACAAAGUGAAAGAAACAACAAAUGGACUGAAAUUUAAAAGGGUUUUCUUUGCAUAUGACUUUUUUCCUUUGUAAGUAUUUGAUAAACUGCUAAUAAAAUAUUAUUUUGAUUA